Messenger RNA from Trypanosoma cruzi, 1476 nucleotides. RefSeq lists its product as uncharacterized. NCBI's taxonomy places the organism in Eukaryota, Euglenozoa, Kinetoplastea, Trypanosomatida, Trypanosomatidae. Gene Ontology annotation, molecular function: tRNA (guanine(46)-N7)-methyltransferase activity; protein binding. Gene Ontology annotation, cellular component: tRNA methyltransferase complex; cytosol; nucleus. The transcript has a single exon. Bases 1 to 1476 code for a protein of 491 amino acids. Gene Ontology annotation, biological process: RNA (guanine-N7)-methylation. The record is from RefSeq and is a predicted model, not a curated record.
AUGCUUGUUGCUGGUAGCGGUGGGGCUUAUGACUACACUCUAUCGGUUGCCUCCAUGCGCGAUGGGUGUGCGGUAGUGCUGGGCAUCACCACGAAAAUUAUUCUUGCGACAAGCAGCGAGGCGGGGGAGGAGGUGCUCCGUGUGAACGAUGGGCAGGUUGUACGCGGCGUCGCCUUGUUGCGUGCCCCAAACGGUGCUAUUUGUGUUGUCGCUGGAGGUGACGGCAAACGCAUCAAUAUGUACCGCGCAAACCCGAUGAAGACAUUUUUAGCGCCAGAUGCCCGUGCGAACGACGUUGGAGCCGGCGAGAUGAAAUUAUUGUUUUCCUUUGGUCCCCACACGAAACGCAUUACCCAUAUUGUUACCUGCGAUGACAACUCCAUCCUUUUUGCAGAUAAAUUUGGAGAAGUGUUCCGUCUUGUUCUUGUGUGGGGAGUAAAUGACUCGCUGACAAUGGCGCAAGGUGACGCAGCAGCACCCAUCUUUCUGUUGCAGCACUUUAGUGUGAUGAGCGCCCUAUUUCUGUCUGCGCCGAUCCGUCAGAGAACGCCUGAAAUGAAAGAAACAAGAAGACUUUUUACAUGCGACAAGGACUGCCAUGUUAGGGUCAGCUGUUACCCAGAAACAUUUCGAAUUGAACAGUUUCUGUGGACGGAGUCACCACAGUCCGUGGUAACCUCCAUUGCGGAGGUCCCCGAUUCUUCGGAAAAGAGGGGGUAUUCCUACUUUGUGACUGGAAGUUAUGAAGGAAAGGUGCAUUUGUGGGCUGCGGAUAAUAAUUUGAUAAAUGUUUUGCCCACGGAGCCAUUUACCCUUGUUGGAUCCAUUUGUGCACAGGAACAAGCUGAUAUGGAUGAAGAAGGAGCAGCUGCUGUUGUAUCGGUAGUGUAUGUCACAUCAUCAUCGUCACACGGUGGAAUUGACAGGCACGCGGCGAGGGGCUUUUUACAUGGAGUUCUUAUUGCUUAUGCGAACGCAAAAGAUGUGGUGUUUGUUCCACUCAUGGAGAGUGUUGAUGACCAUAGACUUUUAUUUGCUUUAGAGGGUAUCACUCGGACGCGCUUGGAUUCGUCUCCGCUUGCAAUGGUGGGGUUGGCUACCAACUCCGCCCUUUUACUGGGGCGUAAUGGCCGCGUACAUGUUCUGCAAAUUGAAGGUGAGGCGGGGGAGGCGGCGCCUGUUUGUCUUGUGGAGUCGCGACAAGUGGCAAUUGAGACGGCUAUCGGGGAGCUUGAGAGGGAAAAUGGGAGCAACUUGUUUGAAAAAAUGGAUAUCUUUUCGCAGUGGCACUACGACGCCGUCGAUCCCCGCACACGCAAGACCGUAGGGACGAGGACUGACUCCGAGGAGGAUGAAGAUGAAAAAAACGACGAUGACAACAAAGACGGCGGCGAGGAUGUGACGCAUAACACCGCAGUGGAGGAAAAACUGAUCGGCAAUAAGAGGAAGCGCACGGAGUGUAGAAGUGAUGCGUAA